Messenger RNA from Ceratotherium simum simum (southern white rhinoceros), 2523 nucleotides. RefSeq names its product DNA polymerase iota (gene POLI). Gene Ontology annotation, biological process: translesion synthesis. Lineage: Eukaryota; Metazoa; Chordata; Mammalia; Perissodactyla; Rhinocerotidae. Gene Ontology annotation, molecular function: DNA-directed DNA polymerase activity; damaged DNA binding. The record is from RefSeq and is a predicted model, not a curated record.
GGCCGCGGCUGGAUGGAGACGCAGGGGGUGGAGCCUGAGGAGGAAGGCGGCCGCGACCAGGAAGAGGACGCGUCUCGGGCCAUGGAGCGGUUGGAGGCGGGGGCAGCCGGCAGCUCGCCGGAGCCUGAGGAGUCCGACGAUCUUCUUUGGUUUCAUGAUCAGCUGGAGCCAGCAGGAAGUUCUUCAUCCAGAGUCAUAGUGCACGUGGAUCUGGAUUGCUUUUAUGCACAAGUAGAAAUGAUCUCAAAUCCAGAACUAAAGGGCAAACCUUUAGGGGUUCAGCAGAAAUCUUUGAUGGUUACCUGCAACUAUGAAGCUAGGAAACUUGGAGUUAAGAAAUGUAUGAGUGUCAGAGAUGCAAAAGAAAAGUGUCCACAACUGGUAUUAAUUAAUGGAGAAGACUUGACUCGUUACAGAGAGAUGUCAUAUAAGGUUACAGAGUUGUUGGAAGAAUUUAGUCCAGUUGUUGAGAGACUCGGAUUUGAUGAAAAUUUUGUGGAUCUAACAGUAGUGGUUGAGAAGAGACUACAGCAACUUCAAAGGGAUGAACUUUCAGCGCUGACUGUGUCAGGUCAUGUAUACAAUAAUCAGUCUGUAAACCUGCAGGACGUCUUGCACAUCAGACUCCUUGUUGGAUCGCAGAUUGCAGCAGAGAUGCGGGAAGCCGUAUAUAAUCAGCUGGGUCUCACUGGCUGUGCUGGAGUAGCUUCUAAUAAAUUAUUGGCAAAAUUAGUUUCUGGUGUCUUUAAGCCAAAUCAACAAACAGUCUUAUUACCUGAAAGUUCUCAAGAUCUCGUUUAUAGUUUGAACCACAUAAAGAAAAUACCUGGUAUUGGCUAUAAAACUACCAAACGUCUUGAAGCUCUGGGUAUCAGUAGUGUGCGUGAUCUUCAAACCUUUUCACCCAAAAUAUUAGAAAAGGAAUUAGGACUUGCAGUUGCUCAGCGUAUCCAGAAGCUCAGUUUUGGAGAGGAUGACUCUCCUGUGACGUCCUCAGGACCACCUCAGUCCUUUAGUGAAGAAGAUUCAUUUAAAAAAUGUUCAUCAGAAGUUGAAGUUAAAAAUAAGAUUGAAGAACUACUUGCUAGUCUUUUGAACAGGGUAUGCCAAGAUGGAAGGAAGCCACAUACAGUAAGAUUAAUAAUCCGUCGGCAUUCAUCUGAAAAGCCCUGGAGCCGUGAGAGUCGUCAGUGCCCUAUUCCAUCCCACGUAAUUCAGAAGUUAGGGACAGGAAAUUAUGAUGCGAUGACCCCAAUGGUUGAUAUAGUUAUGAAACUUUUUCGAAAUAUGGUGAAUGUGAAGAUGCCAUUUCAUCUUACCCUUUUAAGUGUGUGCUUCUGCAACCUUAAAGCACUGAAUACUGCUAAGAAAGGGACUAUUGAUUAUUAUUUAACACCAUCAUUAUCAACAACUUCACGCUCUGGCAAGCGCAGUUUUAAAAUGAAAGACACUCAUAUGGAGGAUUUUUCUAAAGACAAAGAAACAAAUUGGGAUUUUCUACCAACUGGAAGAAUUGAAAGUACAAGAACUGGGGAGUCUCCACUAGAUAACACAAAUUUUUCUGAAGAAAAAGACAGUAAUGAAUUCCCACUCUGCUCACUUCCUGAGGGUAUUGACCAGGAAGUAUUUAAGCAGCUUCCAGUAGAUAUUCAAGAAGAAAUCCUUUCUGGAAAAUCUGGAGAAAAAGUUCAAGGGAAAGGAAGUUUGAGUUGUCCAUUACAUGCCUCUAGAGGAGUAUUAUCAUUCUUUUCCACAAAACAAAUACAAGAUAGUCCCUUACAUCCUAGAGAUCAUUUAUCCAAAAGCAAACAGAUGUCCUCUGUAUCUCCCUGUGAACCGGGAACUUCAGGCUUAAAUAGCAGUAGUUCCUCUUAUCUGUCUAGCCAAAAGGAUUAUUCACAUUAUUUAGACAGUAGAUUAAAAGAUGAACGAAUGAGUCAAGGACCUAAAGAAUCUAAAGGAUUCCACUUUUCAAAUACAAACCCCACUGUAUCUGUUUUCCAUUCAUUUCCAAAUUUGCAGAGUGAGCAACUUUUCUUCAAAAACCGAACUACAGAUAGCCAUAAGCAACCAACAGCAACAGUCUCUCGGCAUGAAGGACUAACAGAAAAUAGAGAGCAAGACUCUACUGAUGAGAAAAUUACUUUUCCUUCUGAUGUUGAUCCUGAAGUUUUCUAUGAACUACCAGAAGAAGUACAAAAAGAGUUGUUGGCUGACUGGAAGAGAACAUGAUCAGAUUUCCAUAUUGUAAAUAAAUAAGCAUGUUCAGAAAAAAGGUCUAAAAAAGCAAGGGAAAGACCACUGUUGUCGGCAGUUUAUUAAGCUCUUCUAAAUUAAACACUAAUAGAUAUUCAAUAAUGUAGAAAUCCAAUAUAAAAUGCUCUAGAUAAAGCAAGAAUAGUUAUGGGAAGUAAAUUCUGUUACAGCAUAGAAAUAUUUAUGACAGAAGACAUAAUGUAAAAUAGUACCUUCCUCUGAUUUCUAAAGCUAUUUCAUAUUGCUUUUCAAUAAAAAGAAUAUCAU